GACGAGCGCGCGCACAGACACACGCAUAGACCCACAGACAAGCGGCAAAACGGUGAAGCACCCCUUCCCUGUAACCCUUCGCUGCUCGCGAGCGCGUCGUCACGACAGUAGAACAGCCACAUCGCACACGAUGGACUGGAAAGCAGAGGCGACGAGGGUAAUCCAGGCGUUCGAUGUCGCUCUCGGGCGGCCACCGUUUCCACAAGACCCAACAGAAGAACUGGUAGAGAAGGCAACUGCCGUGCACCGCACUCUGAACCAAGUCAUCAGUGAAGGGAAACUGAAGGUAUUGGAAGGAGUAGCCGAGGUAACCACGACGCUACCGAUCCUCUGCGCCUCGCUGAAGGAAGGCAGUCCCGAUCGCAGACCUUGUCUCGCGCUGUACCGUCCUGUGCUCCUUGCCGUGGGGCUCGCGAGUUCGCUGUCAACGUACCCGAUCUCGCACAUUGUGGUCGACGCAAAAGCCGUCCUCGGUGCUGCCCUCUAUGGGGACGCACCACAAACCGGCGCCAGCAGCACGAAUGCAGACGAUGGAGCGGAUAUCGCCGCCCUCAACGAAGCCGCACUGUUCACGUUUAUGGCCACCGCACGCGGCCUAACACCAGAGGAUAUGCGACGGUUUCUCCGCCUGCCGUUGCUAGGCACCCGUGCCGCUCCAGCAGGCAAACAUAACAGCAGCAAUCCCAAAUCCAAAGGAAACGGGAAAGGGGUCGCGAUGUUGUCGAGCAAGGACGCGCCGAGAGCGGGACCGGCUGCUACAUCCGCAGCUGCAACCGCAACAGGAACGCCGUCUGGCGUCUCACGAGCGGUGCUGGAGGUGAUGAUUGACGCACCGCUUGCGGACGACUGUCGGCACGUGUUCGAGUCUUUUAUCGACAACACACAAAAGUUCCUCGAUGUGGUAGGCUGCGAUGGCGAUCUUGCGAACCGCAUUCUGAAGGUGUACGCCGAGCGUAUUGUGCCGAAGCUGAAGCUGUCCUCGCUGUUGCCGUGCCUGAACGCGGAGUUGCUGGAUUACUACGUGGACGUCGUUGCAUCCUCGCUUAGAGAGGGCCCGAGCACGCUGCUAAUCAGCAAGGAGUUGCGCGAGAUUCCGCUGAAGCUGUGGGAUGCAGACCGCGUGCAUCACCUCGCGUGUGCGGCGGCCGCCCGCUCCAUACGACCGGAGGAGGCGAUGCCGAGCCUGUUCGUGUACACAUUCUUGUAUGCGAUCUACUGCGCUUCAACGGGUGCUAGUGCCGCUGCGUCACCAUCCUCGACCGCGGCAGCAGAAGUCGAGCAACCGAAGCCGCAAGAUCCCAGCACGGAAUACAAAUUUGUCGUCGCGGUCCUUCGCGCCACAAACGCGGUACUGCCGGCCGCAAACUCUGACAAGCACGCGGCAUCACCUCUCCAGACCUACGCGCAGCGCAACACAGGCAUUGUGGUCAUCCACGGUGCCGACGUCCCCGGGUGGUGGACUCCACUUUCACAUUUUGCGCAGCUUCUUCUAUCACGAGAGGCCGCGAUGACGCUCAGCACAAAGGGACUCACAGCAGAAGGCGGUGGUGAAGUUGCAGAGGAGGAAGUGGGGUUGCAGUCGAUGGAGUUGAUGGCUUUGGCAUUGCGUUCCCUGCUUGUGGCCGUAACGAAGGUUGCACCGGUGACGGACCGCGUCGCAUCCCCGUCGACAGCGCCGCCGCCACCACAACAGCACAAAGCCAACGCAGGCAAGUUGAAAGGCGCAAAGGCGAGGAGCGCGACUGGAGCACCUGGCAAGGCAGACGUGAAGGUAGUGCAAGACGCGCCACCUCCAGUCCCGAUCUCUGAGCUGCUUUCCUCCUGCUGUAGCAUCUUGCUGUUCAUGUUUUUGUAUCAGCGAUCCACGAAAGCUUCCAGCGCCGUACGUGUGUCGUCGCGUCUUCACCGCCGUGAAUUUGGGCUACUGGUCGAGGUCCUUCGAUCGUACGCUUUUCUGCUGCAGCAUCAACCGCAGCGCCUCAGUGCGGCUCUGUGGCACAACUGCCUGAAUUUGCUCACCUAUUCCCUGUGGAUGCCAACCGAGUGCAACCCGCUUUCUGGGCAGGAGGAUGUGAACGCACCCCCUUCUGAAGCCGGCAACGCAUUGCCGCUAGAUGGACUGACAGGGGUGCUAGCUUCUGCUACAUCCAGCACCGACUCCAUGCUGUGGUUGGCGCCUCUGGUCUUGUCCUCCAACGUCGCCAAGUCCACGGCGCAGGCACCCGUUGAUGUCGCCCGGUUACUGUCAGCGAACGCCGAGUUGUGGCUCGCUGUGGUGCAAGCUGCGGUGGGAGCGCGGAAGUUGCCGUCGCAGUUGGCGUCCGUGUUAUGUCAGCAGCUGUUCCCCGCCCCGCCCGCCUACGUCCUCGGUGCGCUUUGUAGUGCGCUGGAUGAGACCGUUCUCCAAACCUUGGCCGACCACAUCGUGACAGCCGCACCGAGCCGAAGCGCCGUCCUCGUGGCCGGUCUCCAACAGAUGGAUCACGACACCAAUUUUGGGGAAGUCUUCUCCGCUGUCAAGUCGGCGUUCCUGCGCGAUUGCGUGCCAGCGUGCGUGGCGCAGAACGGGCUGAGGCGACUGUUGAGUGUCGUGGCGAUAUGGCAAGCCGGGCUCCUUGCGAUCGAACAAGCGGCGGAGGCAGAGGCGAAGGAGUCUGCGCGGCGUGGGGUGCAAGAGCAGCUGCGGCAGACGCGUGAACUAGCCGCGGCCCACCGGUCUUUUCAAGCAGAGGCGCAGUCAAAGCACGACGCCAAGGCAGCGAAGCAGCGGGCAGUGCAGGCGGAGGUGGCACGACGGCGCGCACAGCAGGCCGCACGCUUUAUCGAAGAUGCAGCAGUGCGCGCCCGCAAACGGGCGAACGCACAGGAGACGUUGAAGCAGAUGGCAGAGCAGAGCCGCGCCCGUCGUGAAGCGGCACGCCGUGAGCGCUUUGCGGCUUAUCAGCAGCGGCUACAGAGUGAGUAUCGCGUCGCUACAUUUCUCGAGCACUUGAACCUGUCCUCUGCGCGUGUGAUGGAGACGCGCGAUGCGCUGCGUAAGGUGAUCGACAAAAUCACACCGGAUGACUUGCUGGAGUUUCUGGUCUCAGGAGAAGCCAAGGUCCCGUCCGACAUGGUGGAAGAGGUGGAAGGGGGCGACGAGGAGGACGAGGAGGACGAAACAGCGGCGGUGAGGGCGGCAGCCGCGCCGGGGACCGCCCUUGUGACGCCGGCGAGCGUGUCUAGCGAGGUGCCGAGGUGCACCGGUGAACGUCGCGAUUUCUGGGCAGAAAUAAUGGAUCAUGCCGUGCCUGCCGACUCCGUGGUGCUGUCUCGUGUGCUGCCUGUCGCGGCAACCACCGCUGACGCGGCCCCACCGGCGCCGCCCACCGCGUAUCGCCAGUGGUCCUUUCACAAACGUGUGACACCACUGUUGGAUUUGUUCUUUUACGAGGACGGCGAUGAGUACGGCAAGGUGCCGGAGGUGCUGCCCACCCUUCGCCUCCGUGUGGCGAGUGGCGUAUGGCCGUCCGCCAAGACGCAGACCCUCGGCUUUGCAAACCUGCGCGAGGCCUUUGACCGCAUGCGACAGCGAGGACUCGUGCAAAUGCGGGACGGCGUUGUGCAGCUGACGUUGCUGGGCUUCCGAUAUCACUUUCCCUUUCACGACCCGGACGGUAUGCUGGAAGUUCACCUGCGGGAGGCCCGGGAGCGUGUGCGAGCCUUGGUGGCCCAUCGUCACGCCGCAGCAGAGGAAGGAAACGAUGAGGCAAAUGAAAGCGAGGAGGAGGAAUGGAAUGAUGAUGAAGGCUUUGCGGAUGAAGAGGAUGCAGAAGACGGUGACAGCGCGGGUCGUCUGCUUCCCGAGGUGGAGUUUGGUAUCUAG
Molecule: messenger RNA, 3865 nt
Organism: Leptomonas pyrrhocoris
Lineage: Eukaryota; Euglenozoa; Kinetoplastea; Trypanosomatida; Trypanosomatidae
Exons: 1
Coding region: 131-3865 (1244 amino acids)
Source: RefSeq, a predicted model, not a curated record